GCCCUCCUGAUCUGCUUCGUCGCAAUCAUUCUACCGUUUCUCGCACGAUCAAUCCCAACUUCCGUUCGGGGCGCAUCCAAACCAGUCGUCACCGUCACGAAUCAAGCUCGAUCUCUCCAUAGUGUCGGGACCGAAAUGAAUACCGCAUCACACGAAGCGCAAUGGAAAGCUUCCCUCGAGGCACUUCCUCCUUACUCCCCAGGAGGCAAGAUUCCGGCGUUCUUCUUUGCACACGGAAGCCCUCUCCUCCUGUAUCCUAAGGGACUUCGUAACCCCAUGGCGGACGCUAUCAAGGUUGGCGCCCGAGACGGACCACACUACCAAUUCUUGAAGUAUUUCGGAAAGUCUCUCGUGCGCAAGUACUCGCCGAAGGCUAUUGUGGUCUUCUCAGCACACUGGGAGACCAGCAAGGCCAUCGAGGUCAUGGACAACGACUCAAACGAGUUGUAUUACGAUUACUACGGAUUUCCAGAUGAGAUGUACAAGAUCAAAUUUGAGUCAAAGGGCUCGUCUGACGUUGCGCAAAGGGUUGUUGAGCUUAUGAAUGCGAGUCAAAUUCCUGCAAAGACGCUCCCUAAUGCUCGCGGCCUCGACCACGGUGUCUUUGUACCCUUCAAGAUCAUGUUUGGCGAGUCCGCUCCUGUUCCUGUAGUGGAGGUGUCCAUCGAUUCAUCGCUCAGCCCCCAGCGCCACAUCAAGAUCGGACAGGCUAUUGAGAAGAUGAGAGACGAAGGAAUCUUGGUGCUUUCAGGGGGUUUGAGCAUUCACACGUUCAGUGACUUUACAGCGUGGGACCCUGAAAAGGCGAGAGCCGAGAUCAAGGCAUUUGAGAAGGCGAUUGUGGAUGCAGUGGAAGAGUCGACUACGACAACGGAAAGGAAUGAACGUCUCAAGAUGGUGACCAAGCUGCCGGGGUUCAGGAUGGCUCAUCCCAGAGAAGAGCACUUUAUUCCGUUAUACGUUGCUGCAGGUGCGGGUUCUGAAGGGAUUGCCAGUGUCAUCUGCAAGUUGCACGGAGCUCUUACUAUUGCUUUCGGAGCUUAGUGAGCAUUUGAAUAAGAUAUGGAUUUUCUUUAACCCG
Messenger RNA from Saitoella complicata NRRL Y-17804, 1081 nucleotides. RefSeq names its product Extradiol aromatic ring-opening dioxygenase. Lineage: Eukaryota; Fungi; Ascomycota; Saitoellomycetes; Saitoellales; Saitoellaceae. Gene Ontology annotation, molecular function: zinc ion binding; oxidoreductase activity, acting on single donors with incorporation of molecular oxygen; ferrous iron binding. The record is from RefSeq and is a predicted model, not a curated record. The transcript is spliced from 4 exons. The coding region runs from base 136 to 1044 and encodes 302 amino acids.